GGUCCUACGUUUCAAAACAAUCGAAAUGGCGGCGACUGUAAGAUGGAGUCUAAUGCGCUAUCUACGGUUUCACUCAUCAGCACAACAGUUUAGAUUGCCAUUAAAUGAAAGAAGUCAGUGUUAUUCACUCUGGGCUGCCCAGACCCACAGAAUAAAGUCUUAUCAGUAUGAAAGCAAAGCAUUUUCAGUGCGAAAGCUUUCAAUUUUAACUCAGGACACCCCGAAUCCUAGAAGUUUAAAGUUUCUUCCUGGUAAGCCUGUGCUGGGGACGGGAACUAAGGAUUUCCCCACUUCAGACUCGGCUGAAAAUUCCACUUUAGCCAAGGAUCUUUUUGAAAUUGAAGGCAUAAAAAGUGUUUUUUAUGGCCCAGAUUUUAUCACUCUCACUAAGAGAGAUGAUGACGUUGAAUGGACAGAGAUUAAAAGGCAUGCCGUUGAGGUCAUCACUAAAUUUUUUGAGAGUGGUGAGCCCAUCACAACUGGAGCAACACAUGCUGAGAGCACUGUCACAGAGGAUGAUGAUGACAUUGUCUCUAUGAUCAAAGAACUUUUAGACACACGAAUCAGACCUACAGUACAGGAGGAUGGUGGUGAUGUCAUAUUCAAGGGCUUUGAGGAUGGCACUGUAAAGCUAAAGUUAGUUGGCUCCUGCACAGGCUGCCCAAGCUCCACGGUUACCCUAAAAAAUGGCAUCCAGAACAUGCUACAGUUUUAUAUACCUGAGGUCGACAAUGUAGAACAGGUAGAGGAUGAAGUGGAUGAGAUCAACUCUAAAGUGUUUGGUGAACUGGAAAAGAAACUGCAAGACUAGUAAUAUGAGGUCCUGUUCUGUACCCGAUAUUUCAACUUAAUGUUAAUGUGUUUUACAGUGGGAUUUCACCGUAAAUGUGUUUUAGAUUUCUAAAUCUAUAAUAUGAUUUCGAAUUCAAGCAAGUGCAAAGUCUUCAAAAGUUUUUGUGGUUUUGUUAUCUUUGUGAAUAUUGUGAUUGCACCAAGAUAAAGAAUCACUGAGCUCUGCACUUUAUACCAUCACGAAUCACUCAUAUUCCAGCACUUACUGUGUUUAAAGAUAAGGAUUUGUCAUGGUUUAUAAGUGGUUUUCUUUAACUUGUCCUUGUGAAAAUCUUCAAAUGUAAGUGGUUAUGCUUGUAAUAUAAAUAUUUAUUGUAUAUUGCCAUUUCACAGACAUACCAUCAUUAGGUCAGAAUAUAUUUAAGAUGUCAAUAAUUGCAUCGAUUCUAAAUCAUUAUUAAACUUAAAAAUGCUGUGUUUAGAGCUGAUCUUUCACCUUGCACAGACGCUUGCUUUGAAAUUUGUUGUGGAAGAUUUGUUAGUAUUCAUUGUGCAUUGUUAGUUGCUACAUCUGCCAGUCAGCAGCUUUGGAGGACCUAUAAUAAAACUAACAGCUAUGUAAGAACA
Triplophysa dalaica is the source of this 1419-nucleotide messenger RNA. RefSeq lists its product as uncharacterized. Gene Ontology annotation, molecular function: iron-sulfur cluster binding; iron ion binding. Bases 26 to 811 code for a protein of 261 amino acids. The record is from RefSeq and is a predicted model, not a curated record. NCBI's taxonomy places the organism in Eukaryota, Metazoa, Chordata, Actinopteri, Cypriniformes, Nemacheilidae. Gene Ontology annotation, cellular component: mitochondrion. The transcript has 8 exons. Gene Ontology annotation, biological process: iron-sulfur cluster assembly.